This is a messenger RNA of Zootermopsis nevadensis, 7057 nucleotides long. NCBI's taxonomy places the organism in Eukaryota, Metazoa, Arthropoda, Insecta, Blattodea, Termopsidae. The record is from RefSeq and is a predicted model, not a curated record.
GAGUUGCACAGUCGGGUUUUAGUGUGUCAUGUUGAUGACUGCUUGGUGCUUGUAGUUUGAGGAAAGUUAGCGACAGUUUUGUUUGUGUGUCGACAUAGGGAAUGUGAUGUUGGUUCGUUGUUAGAUGAUCCAACAUGUGGUGAAAGCGGAUAGUCUUUCGGCCACCAUUGCUAACAGCUUUUAACCGUGUAUAAUAUUCGGUCUUCUAGCAGUAAUUCCGUUUGUGUUUUGUGUUGCCCAGGUUUUUUGUUUGGCACGUGUGUUUGAGUAAUUUUACACAGGAGGGCGUGAAGUGUUGCUGCCUAAGUAGAGAUGGUGUCGCUGGGUAAAUAAAAACAUGGACCGACGAUCGGUGUUUCAUUGUUGGUUAAAUAUAUGCCGUUUGCUUUCCUUAAUUACUUUUGGCUCGUGUGUUGGUGAAGUUUUAUCUGGAGCAUACUAAAAGGACAAAGUCAUAUCAUUUGUUUUUCACUAGCCUUCUGAAACACCACACACUUUCUCGCAUGGAUUAGUGUUGGCAACGCAUGCCAAAGCUUGCUUAAAGUGGCAUGGGUUUGACCUUAAUGACGACAUAAGAACGUUGUUUGUUCAUAAGGCUCAGUACGUGUUAUGUGUCUGUGUGGAUUCCAGUGUUUAUGGUGAUUCUGUUGUGACCAUGGACUUCCAGCAGUUUUGUGACUAGUCAGUAGGACCAAAAUAUCUUUCUUGUGUUUUUGUGCGUCAUCAGGAACUCUUAGUAAGUGUUAGAAGAACUUACCACUUCGUUUGGACGCAUGAUAAUGUUGGCACCUCAACUACGGGAGCAUUUGAGAGUAAAUCCUCUGUUUCUUGGAACCCAACACGUCUCCUGAGGUAAGAAGCGUCAUCAAACCGUGGAAUGUUAUUUAUGUGCUGUGUGUGUUGCAGGUAGCGCAGGGGUGACUGCGAGUGGGCGGCCAUGCGCCCUGGGGCGCCCUGGGUGGUCGAGCUCCUGAGCUGUCGCGUCGUACUUGUCCUGCUCAUGUGUCGCCCCGGGCUACCCGCGGAACAGCGGGGCACCAAGAAGACCCUCACGAUCGGCUACCUGGCCGCCAUGACGGGCACCCUGAAGGACCGACAAGGGCUGGCCGUGUCUGGGGCUCUCUCCAUGGCCCUGCAACAGGUGAACAACGACUCGGACAUCCUCAAGGACAUUCAACUGGUCCCUCGCUGGAACGACACUAAAGGCGACCGAGUUCGAGCAACUUUGAUCAUCACGGAGAUGCUGUGUGACGGAGUUUCGGCGUUCAUCGGGCCAGAGGGCUCGUGCUUCGUGGAGUCCAUCGUGUCGCAGUCCCGAAACGUCCCCAUGAUCAGCUACAAAUGUAAAGACGCGGAGGCAUCUUUAGUGGACACGUUUGCGAGAACUGAACCCCCAGAUACACAGGUGACCAAGUCUGUCAUAUCGCUGCUUCGCUACUAUAAUUGGAGGAAGUUUGUCAUCCUGUAUGAAGAUCACUGGCAACCAGUAGCGAUGUCUCUCGAAGAUCAAGCCCUUCGUAACAACAUGACCGUGAAACAUAAACGUGCCGUGAAUGACAACAUCAAUUGCUGUGAAAGAGAUCUUCCCUGUUGUCAGACCAGCUACUGGUACCAGGUGAUGCAGUCCACGCGUAACAUCACACGCAUCUACGUUUUCCUGGGAAAUUCAAAGGUUCUGGUGGAGAUGAUGAACACGAUGCACGCACUCCAGAUGUUCGACAAUGGCGAGUAUAUGGUCAUCACAGUGGACAUGGAGACCUACUCUUACAGAGAAGCGUACAAAUAUCUUUGGCAACCAGAACAGAUGUCAAGAGUAGAAAAUUGUGAACUACAUCAAAAGGGAUUUUUAAAUCGUGGCCGAUCGCUGCUCGUCGUCGUCUCCAGCCCGCCAAAUGAAGCUCGAUACACAGAAUUUACUAACCUAGUCUCGGCGUACAAUACGAAGGAACCUUUCUACUUUACGAUGCCAAGUAUCUUGGAGAAUGACGGCUUUCACAAGUACGUGUCGAUCUACGCGGCCUACCUGUACGACGCCGUGAUGUUGUACGCUCGAGCUCUGGACAAACUUCUUAAGAAGUACGAUUACGUCACAGAAGAAAUUUUGCGAAGUGUUGCCAGGAAUGGGACGCUCAUCGUUGAGAUGUUGAAGAAUCAUACGUACGAAAGUAUUACAGGGUCGUCUAUCAAAAUGGACCACAAUGGGGAUUCGGAAGGCAACUUCUCCGUGGCUGCACUAAAGCCUUACCGCUACGUGUACAAUACGAGUAUGUACAACUUCACGUGCGACUACUUCAUACGACCAGUGGCAGGUUUCCAGCAGGGGGAGAACCCCGAAUAUAAGCCAGAUUGUUUUUACAAGCCGGACUCGGAUUCGGACUCGGACUUCGACUGCCACAUCGAUUGGCCCGGUGGUCGAAAGCCGGACGACGAACCCAGCUGUGGCUUCGAGCACGAGCGGUGUCAGAGUGACAAGCAGCAGACGAGCGUGAUAGCCGCGGCCACGCUGGCCGUGUUUCUCUUCUGCGCAGGCGUCAUUACACUCUCGAUCUACCGCAAGUGGAAGAUAGAACAGGAGAUCGAGGGGUUGUUGUGGAAGAUAGAUCCUCAGGAUUUACACGGGUACUGUAACAACGACAUCAUCUCGUCACCAAGCAAGAUUAGCUUGGUUAGCGCAACGUCGUACGAGUCGCGGUGCGGGGCGCAGGUCUUCGCGGCAACCGGUCAGUACAGAGGUGUGAUGGUGCGCAUCAAGGAACUUAAGUUCUCUAAGAAGAAGGACAUCGCCCGUGAUGUGAUGAAGGAAAUGCGUUUGUUGCGUGAUAUCCGACACGACAACAUCAACUCGUUCAUCGGCGCUUGCCUCGAGCCCAUGCGCGUCCUCAUCAUCACAGAUUACUGUGCCAAAGGCAGUCUCUACGAUAUUGUGGAGAAUGAAGAUAUCAGGCUGGACAUGAUGUUCAUGGCGUCAUUAGUUCACGAUCUCAUUAAGGGCAUGCUGUACAUUCACGGCUCCAUACUGGAUUUCCACGGCAAUCUUAAGUCGUCCAACUGUGUCGUGACAAGUCGCUGGGUGCUUCAGAUCACAGAUUUCGGGCUCCAUGACCUGAGGCACGGUGCAGAGAGCGACAGCAUCGGAGAACACCAGUAUUACCGAAAUUUGUUCUGGAAGGCACCCGAGUUGCUUCGUGAACCUAACAUCACUCCCAGCGGUUCCCAGAAGGCUGACGUUUACGCUUUUGCCAUCAUCCUCUAUGAAAUCAUCGGGCGGAGAGGUCCGUUCGGCAUUACGCAUUACGAACCCAAAGAGAUCGUGAACCAGGUGAGGCAGGUACCGUCACCAGGUCAGGAAUCAUUCAGGCCAGACUUGGAGCUGCUGCGAGAUGGCAAUGUGGAGUGUCCGGAGUACAUACUGUCCUGCAUGCAGGACUGCUGGGCGGAGAACCCAGACAUGCGACCUGACUUCGUAGCCAUUCGCUCACGUCUAAAAAAGAUGAAGGAAGGAAUGCAUCGAAACAUCAUGGACCAGAUGAUGGACAUGAUGGAAAAGUAUGCCAACAACCUGGAGGAUCUAGUCAGCGAGAGGACUCGACUUCUCAUAGAAGAAAAGCAGAAGACGGAGGACCUCUUGAACAGAAUGCUGCCAGCACCAGUCGCACAACAGUUAACCAAAGGAAUUGGAGUAGAACCCGAGUCAUUCGAUUUAGUCACUAUAUACUUCAGCGACAUCGUCGGUUUCACGGCUAUGUCGGCCGAGAGCACGCCGUUGCAGGUGGUGAAUUUCUUGAAUGACCUGUACACACUGUUCGACAGGAUCAUCAAGGGCUAUGACGUGUACAAAGUAGAAACUAUUGGUGAUGCUUACAUGGUGGUGUCAGGUCUUCCCAUCAGGAAUGGUGAUCGGCAUGCUGGUGAAAUAGCAUCGAUGUCAUUAGAUUUAUUAGAAGCUGUUCGUAAUCAUCAUAUCGCACACCGCCCCAAUGAAGUUCUGAAGCUUCGAAUCGGCAUCCACACAGGACCUGUAGUAGCUGGGGUGGUCGGGCUCACCAUGCCUCGCUAUUGCUUGUUUGGCGAUACGGUGAACACCGCCAGUCGCAUGGAGUCAAACGGUGAACCCCUCAAGAUCCAUAUUAGUCCACAGUGUAGAGAUGCGCUAGACAAGAUUGGGGGCUACAUCAUGGAAGAAAGAGGUCUAGUCCAGAUGAAGGGCAAAGGAGCAGUGAAUACUUUUUGGCUGGUGGGAGCAACCGAGAAAGCCAUCCAGAAACGUGAAGUUGAUCUUGCAGAACUUCCGCCCUUGUUUUGCCGACCUCGAAGAAGUCCUAAACUGAAUGCAGACUCCAGGCAGGCGUCAAUCUGUGGAGGUAGUCGUCGGCAGUCCAGUGUCCCGCGGGGUACUGCGGGGACGGAGGCGCAUGAUAGCACAUCCUCCCUUCACAACUCCAGCCCGGCAACCCGCGGAGGACGAUUCCGACUUCAUGCAUCUGCUCCCCCACCAGCUGACACGCCCACUUCAGUUGCAUCACGGACAACUUUGGAUGCUGGUGCUGCAGAAAGUGCUUCCAUGGAGCAGUUAUCUUCACCGAGACAUCACCAGGUUAUACGAGAGUCCCGUUCACUAGAUCCAUUUCCCGAUGGACACACAGAUCUAUCCCCUCAAAUAACACUUCAGCUCCCGAAGGGUUCACGUUCACUGGAAAACUGCAUGGGCAGCAGUGGGGGUAAACUGCCCACAUCUGUUGACAGUAGACAUCUCAUAAAUAACAAUCAUCCGAACGGUGAUGUAGUCUCUGCCAGAGGGGACAUUAGUGCUGAAGAUGUGCGGGCACCUCUGUUGGGAAGUGACAUUAACAAUUAUCCUAUCUUAAGACAGGAAGCAUUCCCAGAUUUAAUGCCAGCCAAACGAUGGCACUCGCUUGAAGAAGUUCCAGGAUCAGACUCAACAGCUGUAGUGGCAGGAGAAGAUGGAAAAAAGUCUAAGCGAGGUUCAAUUCGUAGCUGGCUGUUCAGUCUCUUCAAUGGCAAUGGACUGCGUAGCAGUGACGCUUCUCUGAGGAAGGGUAUUCAUAGACAGGGUUAUGGCGACCUGCAGUCCGAGAAAGAAAGCAUUGUAUGAAGUGCAUAUCAGUGUCACUUCUUCAAAAUCUGAGAAGGAGGAGCGAAUCAUCUGGUCAUUAGCUUGGUAAUGAUGGUGUAUCAACAUUUCGUUAUGAUUCAAAUUAAUCAGUAGUGGCAACAUAGAAACUGAGAUGAGAUGUCAUUCUUCAUGCUUCUGAUUGUUCACGUUUAUAAUUCUCGUUGUUUACCGCUAGAAGAAACUGAAUUUUAACACCGCAGAAAAUGUUUAAACCCGCUGAACUAUUGUCCGUGCCACACUACAUGGUGUCUGCACUCCAUAGUAAUGUUUUGCCUGUACUGGCUUGGUUUAUGCGCCAGGAUGACGUGGGAAGUGUUCACUGUAAUUUUCUUCAUGGCUUUGUCUGCUCCGUUGUUACACACACGCGCUACUCGAACUGUCUGUACAAAAAGAGAGAUGUUAUUUUGACUUAUACUGACCUUCCUCGCUCCUGAUCCCGCUUCCAAAGAUGCUGAGAUGACCCAGAUAACAGGAAUAUUACCUCUUUUGCUAUAUGAACUCAACCAUUGGAUGUCAUCAUUAUUCUCUAAACAUUUUAGUUCAUAUAUUCCAGUAUAUUGUUUAUAGAGCUCACGGUUUCUUAUUGAUCUUGAAUAUUUAAGAGAUUGCCAAAGUAGGAAAUCCCAGAUCUGCGGAAAGCCAGGCAAUGCAAUAUCAAAAAGGGUUUUAUUGCAUCAAGUAUCCUAUCCUGGAUAUGUUACAGGUGGAACAGUUGAACUAUAGAAGAAUGUAAAAACCAAUGUUACCAUUACAUGAGAUUUUAGGUUUACAUGGCGAAAAUGUUGACGUUGGUCUUCCGGGUUGUAAUGCCAUAUGAACUUUUAGGUAGACAUGCUGUCUCCAUCUGCAGCACAAUGUUUCUCUGAAACAGAGGUAUCUACUUACAAGACCAAAUGACAUUACAACCCUGAAGACGAACACUGAAAUCUUACUUUCAAUCUCUGCAUGGCUUCAUUAGCAAAAUCAUACAUAAAAAGGUGUGCCAAUAUGUACAGAAUUCAUCUCUCAUGCCUUUUAUCUUAUUUUACUACAUUUCACCACAAACUGUCUUGUUGUCUUAUAUGAAUGACUUGGAAUUUAUUUCCUUGUUGUGCUUUUCUAGUGAGUUCCAAGGAAUUUCUUGGAUGACUAAAUGACUGUCAGAAUGUCCCUGUGACAUGGAAUUAUUGUAUAAUUAAUCCUCUGAAUGUUAAAUUAAUUAAUACAUUUUAUUUUGUUUUUGUGCUUCUGGUGAUACAGUGGUGACUGCUGUUCAUAAUCAGAUAGCGAGGCAGAUUUACAUCCAUGUGAAACACUUUUGUUUGGUACAUAUACAGUUUCAGUGGAGGACAGGAGCCAGUUGGAGAUAUAUUCAUAAAUCACAGUGAAGUGUUAAUUCAAAAUGUUUCAGUUACCAUAUGUGAUAUGUGUUUUCACGUGCCUACACUUGAUGGUGACUGGUAAGAAAUUAUCACUCUGCAAGUGUGAAGAAACGAUCUAAAUGGUGCUACCUUUCAAAGAUUAAACAGUUUAAUCAUACAGUUAAAUUGAGGGCAGAUAUUGUAUGGUGUGUAUUAAAUAUAGGUAUUUCUUGAAGAUUACCUAAUUCAUGUUUCCAGUCAAAGUAAAAGUUUUACUAUUACGAAUAUAUAUUAUGUGCCAAUAUGUUUUACAUUUAACACAAGUCCCACACAACAGCUUUCCAAUGGGGCUGGAUCCGUUGGCUCAAGCUGAGAUGGAUUGAAAGCACAAAGAGGUGAUCAGACAAAAUGUUCCGUCUGGAUGGCUGUGAAAGAGACCUAAAUAUUAAUUAAAAUAAUAUAGGUGCCAAGUUAUCAUUAUGAUCAAUUAUGUAAAUAACUGAAUAUUAUAUAUUUGUUGUGUGCAUAUCUGAAAGUGUAUGAGAAAAUGAUUGAAUCAAAAUAAGAUGCAAUCUGUACAUAA